UUUGGCUGUCGGAUGUGCUUUGAUACGUUGUCAUUUUGACAGGUAAAACUUAUAAUCUCAACAGUGGUUAAAAUGAACCUGAUUCCAAGAAUAAUGUGUUGGCUGUGGCCACUGAUCGUAUCGUCGCAGACGGAAAUACCAAACAAUUACAUUUGUACGGAAGAUUUUUGCGAUAAUUGGCUUGAAAACAAUGAGUGCGAAGGGUUGAAAACGGCAUGUAAGGCACAGAACGCGACACACAACGGAAUCAUAUUUCCCUCGGCAACCCCAUGUUCGUGUUGCCAAAUGUGCAUCGAAAAUCUAAAACUAGGGGACGAUUGCUCCAUGGGAGGAUUGGGGUCACCUAUACCCACCGGUAUGUGCGGACCAGGACUGUACUGCAUGGUGGCCGAGGGCGAAGAACAUCCAACCUGUCAGCGAAUGCACGAAUCGAGCAAAUGCUUCACAGCUCAACGAGUGUUUGAUAAAAUGCGGGAAAACGGAACCAUCGGACAUUUGAUGCAGAGGCCGGAGUGUGAUGCGGAUGGAAACUUCGAACCGGUUGUUUGUAUUCCUGGGCAGACGUGUUAUUGUGUCGAUGAGGACGGAGCCCGAAUAUUCGGGGAAGCAGUUUAUACAGCCAAUAUUCAGAUUUCGAUGAGAUGUGAAUGCUCUCGGUUGGCCGCGAAAGCACAAAAGCUAUUGAAUUCUCGAUACCCUAUCUUCACAACACGAUGCGACUCCAAGGGAUCGUUCGAUCAGUUGCAGUGCGUUGCAGAUAUUUGUACAUGUGUCGAUAUGCACAGUGGGGAGCCGACAUCCGAUAGGAAAAAUAUCACCCGAGGGCUGGCUGGUCUUCCCUGUUUUAACAAACGAGUGCAUGAAAAUACGACCUAUCUGCGGGAAUGCGAAUUGGUAAAGUUGUUCCAGAUUCAAGAGAUUCAUGAAUACGAGCUGCAGGGAUUCAACGUUCUCGAGUUCAGCACGGAUAUUUGUCAGCCGGAUGGAUGGUACAGCAAAAUUCAAGUCAACAAUACCCACAAAUAUUGCACGAAUAAGGAAGGAAGCAUCAUUGAACCUUUUGUAAUUGCAAGAAACUCACCUGGAGCUGCGAAAAUGAAUUGCAAUUGUGCAAGGGCUAGGAAGCUGCUCUUGGAGAACCAUAGUCUUGAGGUACCGGAAUGUUGUCCGAAUGGCAACUACAAACCAUUGGCAUGCCGAAGGGGUCAGUGUUACUGUGUGGACGAAAAUGGCAAUCAGGUCGGGGUGGAAAAAGCGGCCAAGCAUAUGGACGAGUUGGAAUGCCACAAUGCCGAGAAUGUUUGCGCUAAUGCGUAAAUAUAGCGAGUGUUUUUUAACUAUGUUUUACAUUCCUCAGUUUAAAAUACAAUGACGCGAAAAGUGACCCGAAGGUCAAUUGUAGUGUAUGUCAUAUAACCUAAAUAAUAA
Molecule: messenger RNA, 1428 nt
Organism: Toxorhynchites rutilus septentrionalis
Lineage: Eukaryota; Metazoa; Arthropoda; Insecta; Diptera; Culicidae
Exons: 8
Coding region: 73-1317 (414 amino acids)
Biological process (GO): cell-matrix adhesion
Cellular component (GO): basement membrane
Source: RefSeq, a predicted model, not a curated record